AUGAUAGAAUCAGCAAAAAAUGAAUUUACACAAUUAUCGGUUUUAAAUCAAGUUCAAAGAAAUUCUGACCAAAAAGAAGUAUGUGUUGACAAUGUUAUCAAUGACCAUAAUAUACAUUGUUUUAGUUGCAACAAUGAUGAAGAUUUAGAAACUGAAACCACUGUUAUAACAUCGGCGUUUACGGUUGUUCCUGAUGAACCAGAAGAUGUUCCAAUCCCAACUAUCAAAAAACAGACACAUAAAAAGGCACAAAAUCUUUCUGCUGCCGAGUUUGAUGAUGGACUAUUUAGAAAAACAAGUUUAUUACCAGCAACUACUUGGCCUUGGUAUAAAUUAAUAUCGGCUAUUAAAUUGUUUACUUUCCCACCCGGUGUAAAUCGAUUUAAUAGAAAGCGUUUUUCGGAAUGUAUAGAUGUGUUGUUUGAUUAUUACUUGCAUUCGAAAUAUUGUACAAAGUAUGAAAAAGAAUCAUUUGAAUUGUUCCAAAAAAGAAUUGUAGCAUUUGAGAUCACUUGUAUAAAUAUUGAAGCUAGGUUAUCCGAGUCACAAAUUAAUGCAGUUAGUGAUGAUUUAUUUGUCUUUCUUAAAGUUUACAAUCCAAGUCUGUUAGACAAAAUCAAUUAUCUCGGUAUCAGUAGCCGUAAUUCAUUCAGAGUAGCAACAGAUUUUAAUGUGUUGGCAAAAUCCGCAUUUCUAUGUGAAAUCAUAGACCGCGACUGUAUGGCUUUAUCGGGUGAUAGCUCGAGCAAAAAUGAUGAAGAAAAAUAUGUGAUAUUAGUAAGAAUGUGUAAAGGAAGAACAUUCAAAACCUUUCCUUUGGUAACACAAAUAAAAUGUGGUGGUUCUUCUGCUCAAGAAAUUGCAGAUUGGCUCUUUUCGGAAUCGAAUCUACUCAUUUCAAAUUUUCCAUUUGAAAGAAUUGUAAAUAGUUGUUGGGAUGGUGCAUUGAAUGUUCAAAAUUCGAUACAAUUUUUCAAUGAUAUAUUAACAGCUUAUAAAGCAGCACCAAAAGAUUUGGUCAGUUGGUUUAACAGCUCCAAUUGGUGUUUUGCACAUUUAACUGCACUUGUUGGUGUUAGUAUGAUGAAAAGCGCAGAGGGUGAAUUAAUUGUUUUAUUCACUAAGUUUUGCUGCCAAAAGAACAACCGUUUGGCUUUAGAAAAAUUCAAAGAGGAUAGCGCGUUGUAUGAUGAUUAUGGAAAGUUAAAAGCAGUUGCAGAAACAAGAUUCCUCUCAAUAUCCGACAAUAUUGAAGGCAUCUGCAAACAAAUUAAACCGGUCAGUGAAUAUAUUAAUGAAAAAGUGGAGAAUUGA
Messenger RNA from Entamoeba invadens IP1, 1314 nucleotides. RefSeq lists its product as hypothetical. NCBI's taxonomy places the organism in Eukaryota, Evosea, Mastigamoebida, Endamoebidae. The transcript has a single exon. The coding region runs from base 1 to 1314 and encodes 437 amino acids. The record is from RefSeq and is a predicted model, not a curated record.